AUAGCAAAGCAAGUAAACAACGAAACAAGCGAUCGGAGAGCUAGUUAGUGCAUUUUCUGAACGGAGGCGAGAUGUGGAACCAACCUUACCGGAAAUCUGACGUGGAGGCCGGAGGCCGGCAGCUGUAUCCCACGAUGCUCGAGAAUCCGCAACUCCGGUGGUCAUUCAUUCGCAAGGUGUACUCGAUUGUGAGCAUCCAACUCCUCCUCACCGUCGCAGUUGCUUCCGUCGUCGUCACUGUUCACCCUAUCAAACACUUCUUUGCAUCCACCGGAGCUGGCUUGGCUGUCUAUAUUGUUCUCAUCAUCACUCCAUUAAUCGUGUUGUUCCCUUUGUAUUACUAUCACCAGAGGCAUCCCUACAACUACUUCCUGCUCGGCAUUUUCACAGUUGCUAUUUCCUUUGCCGUGGGAUUGACUUGUGCAUUCACCAAAGGGAGAAUAAUCUUGGAAUCAGCUGUGUUGACUGCAGCUGUAGUGAUUUCUCUUACUUUAUAUACAUUCUGGGCCGCAAAGAGAGGCCAUGACUUCAAUUUUCUUGGACCAUUCUUGUUUGGUGCGGUUAUGGUGCUGAUGUUGUUUGCACUGAUUCAGAUAUUUUUCCCACUUGGAAGGAUCUCCCUAAUGAUCUACGGGGGUUUGGCAUCACUCAUAUUUUGUGGGUACAUCAUAUACGACACUGAUAACCUCAUCAAGCGCUAUAGUUAUGAUGAAUACAUAUGGGCUUCUGUUUCCCUGUAUCUAGAUGUCAUCAACCUCUUCCUAUCCCUCCUGACACUUCUUAGAGCUGCUGAUAGUUGAAAAGACUACGUCUUGUACGUACUCUUUUCUUCCCUUUCUAAAUCUAGCUUUGUUCAGUUUUAUCUAACUCAUGGAAAUAGAUAAGAAGUGUGUGAUUCAUUGUAUAUGAAUGAUGCAAAGUAAAUACCACCUGGCCUGUUAUUUCA
Molecule: messenger RNA, 946 nt
Organism: Ipomoea nil (Japanese morning glory)
Lineage: Eukaryota; Viridiplantae; Streptophyta; Magnoliopsida; Solanales; Convolvulaceae
Product: BI1-like protein
Exons: 4
Coding region: 72-800 (242 amino acids)
Cellular component (GO): membrane
Source: RefSeq, a predicted model, not a curated record